AUAAAAUACUCCUCUGGUGCUCUUCCGUCACUACCCAUAACCACCUCCUCUCAACAUGGCAAAACCCCUACUCCUACGAUACCCCAUCAUCUUCACCAUCUAUACCCUCUUCAUCACCCACCAAUCCACCGCCGCCAGACUCUCCAUCGGCAUCAACUACGGCACCGUGGCCGACAACCUCCCGCCGCCGUCCCAAGUCGCCAACUUCAUCCAAUCCCAAACCGCCAUCGACAAAGUAAAAAUCUUCGACGCCAACCCCGACAUCCUCCGCGCCUUUGCCGACUCCAACGUGUCGAUCACCGUUGCGGUGGCCAAUGCCGAUAUCCCUGCCGUGGCGAAACUCCCCGCCGCCCAAUCCUGGGUGGCUAACAAUAUACUUCCGUUCUUCCCACAAAGCAGAAUCCGGCGCAUUGCUGUUGGGAACGAAGUGAUUGCUACCUCCGAUAAAACAUUAAUUGCGCAUCUUCUCCCCGCCAUGAAGUGCCUUCACUCCGCCCUUAAUGGCGCAGGAAUCACGAAUAUUGAAGUCUCUUCGCCGCACUCUAUGGGUAUCCUAUCAACCUCAGACCCUCCUAGUUCGGGUCGGUUCCGUCGGGGCUACAACCAGGCCAUAUUCGCCCCGAUUCUGGACUUCCAUCGCCAAACCAAGACACCCUUCAUGGUUUCCCCAUACCCGUUUUUCGGGUUCACAGAUAAAACCCUAAACUACGCUCUGUUCAAUCCAAACGGUGGCGUUUUCGACGAAACCACAGGGUUAAACUACACCAACAUGUUUGAUGCCCAAUUAGACGCGGUCUACUCAGCAAUGAAGAGGCUUGGAUACGAUGACGUGGACAUUGUGGUGGCCGAAACCGGGUGGCCUUCGGCAGGCGACCCAGAUCAGCCGGGCAUAAGUGUGGAUAAAGCGGCGUCGUAUAAUGGGAACCUAAUCAGGCACGUGAACUCUGGAAAAGGCACGCCGUUGAUGCCCAACAGAACUUUUGAGACGUACGUGUUCUCCUUGUUCAAUGAGGACCUCAAGCCGUCGAAUUCGGAGCGGAAUUUCGGGUUGUUUCGACCCGACUUGUCUCCGGUUUACGACGCGGGUAUUCUUCGUAAUGGACAGAGCAUUGCUCCCACGCCAGCAAGUCCAACGGCUCCAUCCCCGCCCAAUUCGGGCAACAAGUGGUGCGUACCGAAGCAAGACGCGAGCGACGAAGCAUUGCAGGCCAACAUAGACUUCGUCUGCGACUCAGGGGUGGACUGCACCCCGAUACAGAACAACGGGCCCUGCUUCGAACCAGACACAGUACGGUCGCAUGCUUCAUUCGCCAUGAACGCUUACUUCCAGGCCAAUGGUCGCAACGAUUACGACUGUGACUUCACCAACACGGGUGUUAUCACCAUGGUUGACCCCAGUUACAAGGAAUGUAAAUUCUUGGACUGAAAGGAAAGAGAGAGGGAAGACUGAAGAGGGUAUAGAUAGUGGCGCAGAGGCUCAUUGAAAUUUUCCUCCUUUUGCAGCAAUUUUUCCAGCACAGAUAAAUCUAUGCAGUUCUGCCUAGCUAUUCGGGUUUAUAACCUUAUAACUGUGAAUUAGUUGGGCUAUGGAGGUAAUGUCGUAGUGAUUCGGGUUUGAGAGCGAGUGCCUAGCUAUGUGCAUAAUUCGUUAAUAAGGAUUUUAUUUCAAUGAAUUUUGGACCAG
Molecule: messenger RNA, 1684 nt
Organism: Rhododendron vialii
Lineage: Eukaryota; Viridiplantae; Streptophyta; Magnoliopsida; Ericales; Ericaceae
Product: glucan endo-1,3-beta-glucosidase
Exons: 4
Coding region: 56-1426 (456 amino acids)
Biological process (GO): carbohydrate metabolic process
Cellular component (GO): plasma membrane
Molecular function (GO): hydrolase activity, hydrolyzing O-glycosyl compounds
Source: RefSeq, a predicted model, not a curated record